Messenger RNA from Pelecanus crispus (Dalmatian pelican), 834 nucleotides. The record is from RefSeq and is a predicted model, not a curated record. NCBI's taxonomy places the organism in Eukaryota, Metazoa, Chordata, Aves, Pelecaniformes, Pelecanidae.
AUGCCUCCGAAGAAGAAAUGUACCCACAAGGCCAGGAAAGCAGAGCUGGUAUUCCUUGAGAAGCCGCGAGAGGGACCCGUCCAUUGCUAUGAAACUCCGCUGCCUUUGGCCGAGAAUCCAAGACGUGUUCCUGCAAAACCUGUAGAUCAGAACACGUCUGCUGCCUGGGUGUGCCCACAAUUUGAAACAACUAAGACAGUGGCGUUGAAAGCAUGCCAGAAGAAGGAUCAUGCUUCUCGCAAACCCCAGAAUCAGGAUGCCAACCACAGUUGGCUUCCUGAAGGAGGAGCUUGUCGAAGAGCUAUAGCCUGCAGAUUUCCCCCUUUAACUUUUGAGAAUCCAGAAGGAUAUCCAGUCCACCCCUCAGAUCGUCCCAAUUGCUCAAGGAAGAACCCACAGCACUCUCACAGCCAGCCCAAGACAGGGACAGCAGCAAAAGCCACCAUCCAGGUGAACAGUCCGGAGAACUGUAGAGAAAUACUUUUGUUACCUGCUCCCCAGCCUGUGGAGCCAGAAGUCUAUAGUCCACAAGGUACAGAGACUCCACAGGUUCCUCCCCUAAGGAACUGGACAUGCAGCAGCACUUUGCCACAAACAAGUAGCCAUGCCUGGCAUCCAGAAAAAGAGCUGGUAUUCGGUAUUGAUCCCUGUGGGAGAGAGGAGUCAGCAGCAGUACUGGUUACGGACACUCCUGAGCAUGAGUAUGGAGUAAAGGUUACGUGGAGGCAGCGGCCUCAUCUGAUGAAAUACCUGCAGGAGAGAGGGAAGCUGAGUGCUGCUGACAUACUGGUGAAGGCGAACACCGAGCUCUCGCGGAGACAGACCAACGUCUAA